Messenger RNA from Corapipo altera (White-ruffed manakin), 1756 nucleotides. RefSeq lists its product as uncharacterized. Gene Ontology annotation, cellular component: SCF ubiquitin ligase complex. The transcript has 4 exons. Gene Ontology annotation, biological process: SCF-dependent proteasomal ubiquitin-dependent protein catabolic process. Lineage: Eukaryota; Metazoa; Chordata; Aves; Passeriformes; Pipridae. The record is from RefSeq and is a predicted model, not a curated record. Bases 137 to 1720 code for a protein of 527 amino acids.
GGAUUCACCCCCUCGUUCCUUGCUGAAUUCCAGGGACACAGGCCAGUGCCACCACCGGAGGGUGUGGACCCAGUUAACCCCGGGAUAACUCCUGGCCCGCUCCCGGAGCCGCCGCUGCCCGCCGGGAGCUGCGGGGAUGCCCCGUCGGCGGGCAGUGCCCACGCUGGCCUCGCUGUGCCUGCAGAGCCUGGCCCAGCACAUGCAGAGCUUCUGGGCCAAGGACUACAGUGACAACUACCUGGACGAGUACGAGUUCCGCUUCCUCGUGGGCCCCUUCAACGACCUGGCCUGCGGGCUGGUGCAGGAGCUGCUGCGGCUGCUGGGGACGAGCCGGCGCCUGUCGCGCGCGGCGCUGCACCUGCUGCUGCUGCCUCACCUGCGCCAGCUCAGCCUGCGGCACUGCCCCUCCCUGGCCAACAACGCCCUGGGGCACCUCAUCGUCCUGCGCUGCCAGGGCCUGAGCUCCCUGGACCUGGGGGGCUGCGGGCGGCUCUCCCCGGCCGUGCUGGUGGACGUGGCCGAGGGGCUGCCCCGGCUGAGCCGCCUGGGGCUGGCACACACGCAGGCCAACGUGCAGGUGCUGUCGGCCGUGGGCUCCUGCUGCCGCCUCCUGCGGGAGCUCGACGUGUCCGGCUGCAGGAAGGUGACCCCGCGCGCCCUGCGGCACCUGGGCUACGACCCCGUGGCCCGGACCCCCGGCUGCCCCGCGCUGCGCGUGCUGCUGGCCCGCGACCUGGAGCCCGACGGGGACGCGGUGGCCGCCGUGGCCUUCCUGCUGCUGGCCCUGCCGCACCUGGACGUGCUGGCACACGGGGCCCUGCCGGACGCGCUGCGCCUGCUCCACGGGGGGCGGCUGGACGGCACCGCCGACCCCGAGGGCUUCCCGGCGCUGCGGGAGCUGGCGCGGGGCCGGGGGGCGGCGCCGGGGGGGCCCCCGCUCACCCUGCCCCUGCGGCAGCUCGAGGAGCUGGAAGAGGACGCCCUGGGCACCGUCCACGCCGUGUGUCCCCGGGCCGAGGAGCUCAGCGUGUGGCUGGGGGACGGGCCCGGCCCCGCGGGGCUGCGGGAGCUGCCGGGCUGGGAGUGCCUGUCCCGGCUGACGCUGGGCUGUGCCGGGCAGCGUGGCCGGGCACUGGCAGAGGUGCUGCCGCUGGCAGAGGCCCUGGGCACCCGCCUGCACGCCCUGACCCUGCACGGCUUCAGCUGCCCCGACCCGCUGUCGCUGCCCGCCCUGCUCGCCAGCUGCCCCGGCCUGCAGAGUUUCAGCACCGAGCUGCACGUUCCUCCGGACCCCCACGCCCCUGCCGAGCCCCCCGCCCUGCCACCCCGCUGGGCCACCGACCUGCUGCCCCAGGGGCUGCCCCAGCUCCAGAGCUUCUCGCUGGCCCUGGCCGGGCCCGUGCCAGCCGCUCACGUGCCGGUGCUGGGCUCCACGCUGGCCUCGGUGCUGAGCCGGGCCCCGCGGCUGCAGAGCCUGCGCCUGCUCGCCCUGCCCUUCCCGCUGGACUCGGUGCUGGAGCCGGAGCUGGGGGAGCUGCAGGAGCUCUCGCUGGCUGGAAGCCAAGUGUCCCCCCACACCGUGUGGCACCUGCUGGGCUCCGAGGGGCCCCUGCGGCGCCUGGACCUGUCCCGCUGCCCCGACAUCCACCGGCGCGACUACGACGGGUUCCUGCAGUUUGUGCGGAGGCAGCGCCUGGACCUGGACAUCACCUGGGAGUGACGGCACUGGGGGCUUUAAUAAAGGGUCACAGUCCCA